This is a messenger RNA of Hipposideros armiger (great roundleaf bat), 5299 nucleotides long. RefSeq names its product splicing factor SWAP (gene SFSWAP). The transcript is spliced from 17 exons. Gene Ontology annotation, molecular function: RNA binding. The record is from RefSeq and is a predicted model, not a curated record. The coding region runs from base 2602 to 5034 and encodes 810 amino acids. NCBI's taxonomy places the organism in Eukaryota, Metazoa, Chordata, Mammalia, Chiroptera, Hipposideridae. Gene Ontology annotation, biological process: RNA processing; mRNA 5'-splice site recognition.
GCAAGCUGUUCCGGGACGACGAGCGGGCCCUGGCCCAGGAGCAGGGACAGCACCUCAUCCCCUGGAUGGGGGACCACAAGAUCCUCAUCGACAGGUCGGUUCCUCCCCUCGCCCGUCGCGCCUCCUUUUCCCGCGCCCGCUCGAUUUCAUCUGAUGUUGACUUGAUGGCCAGGACUGAAAGGGGGCUUUCUGGAGCCAGCGGGGACCCGGGGGGACCCCCGCUUUCCUUGCUUUUGGGAGGAGGGGGACAGUGAAACCUGCCCUAAGGCGCUGGCUGGAGUCGCGUGCCGCGCCUGUCGCCGGAGGGACCGUCUGCUCCCGCAGCCCCUCGCGGCCCGCACCCUGUCGCCGGGUUCCAGGUGGCCCCCGCGCGCGGCGGAAGCUGCCGGCUCCCGGGGCGCCGCGCGCUUAGAAACCCCCUUGGACCCCGUGAGUUGGCCUUGACCCUUGCAUGCCCCCAGCGCCCUCCUCUUCGGAGCGCCCGUAUUUGGCCGGCAUGACAUUUGAUCCCCUCGUGCCCUCCUCCCCCACCCUGUGGAACCCGCCUGAGUUUGACAGGCCCGUGGCGUGGAGGCCCGUUGGCUCGUGCGGACAGACGCCGGCUUUGCGCUCAGGCGGCCAGCGUGCUUAGGGCGGGCUUCACGGUCUCUGAAGGGUGGCACUGGGGUGCUUUUCAAAUCAGACCUGCUUUAGGAAGUCGCCCUGCAGGGCCAUCAGCCGCUCGGGGCAGAGGGGCCCGGCCACCGGGGGUUUCUAAAGGUGUUUGAUUUGAAAAGGAUGAGGUUACAUGAUGUAGGUUGUUUGCUCCCCGCCCCUCUUAUGUUUUCAGUUCCCCUCUUCUCCCCCUCCUGGGAUGUUUUGUUGGUUGGUUGGUUGGUUGGGUUUCCUGCCGGUUUGGCAACUCCACCUCUCUGUCUGGGGCCCGGACCGAAAAGCUAACCGGGGCCAACCAUUAAACUGGAAUAGUCUCUCCAAGUGAAGGAAGCCCAUCGUUUGAGACAAUUAAAACUGGAUUCUACAGAACCUUGGAACGUGACUGUAGGGAUGACCUCUGAGCUGGCCAGAAUGGACAUAUUAAUGACCACAUAGGCCUUUUUGCGUCCCUGACGUUUCCGUUUGGAGUUAGCUCUAGACAUCAAGGACUCGUGAAGGGAGGGUUGCCAGAUCAGGUCUGGACCUGACGGCCCCACGCUCUGCUCAAGCACGCUUUGGCAUCCGAGUUUCUGCUGAAUCGCCGCUGCCUGAGUUGUCAGGCAGCUUGCUUUUCCAAAGUGUUACUUGUGACAUUUAUUAUUAAAGUUUGGUAAGCGAUGAAAUCUGAGCUCUUUAUGCAGUUUCCCAUAUCGUUCUGUACAUGCUUUGAGUUAGGGCUUCCAAAACUAGUGGGGAGCAAACGCUACACAUGUACAUGUGUAAUAUUUUAAAAUACGAGCCGCAUUUGUAAAUUAAGGAGGUUUGCAUCAAAGUAACAAUAAUUUUGGAAUCUAAUAAAAUGCAAUGACUUUGCUACCCUGGAAUUUUUGGCCUUUUUUCUUGUAAAUGUCUUUUUUUUCUGUCCUCAUUACAAAAGUCAGCAUUAAAAAAUUAGGCAGACUUUUGUCUCUCUACAUUCGUUUUUGCAACCCUGAAUCUGAAUGUUCUAAGUACAAUCCACUGACUCGUUUAUCAUGUGACAGUUGUACAUCGACAGCGUUUUCAAUGAGUCGUUGAUGUUAAAAGCACAACGAGUGCUCUCCUUCUUCUUAGCUUAGCUGAAGUGCCUACUGGCCCGUGCAAGACCCGUGGAGGUGUCUUCAUGUGUGUUUUGUCCUGGGGCCGUACAGCUUAGAAGAAACACACUGCACCUUCUCAGAGUUUCGUUGUUUCCCGUGAACCUCCUUAAACUGCAUGUAUAUGACACUGUUCCUCUGUGUGUGUCUCUCUGUCACAUAACCCAGCACUUAUUUUCUCAGCCAAGUGGCUAGGGCCGAGCCUAGCCAAGAUUUUACCUCCAAUGGACGCAAGUUGCUUUGGUGAAGAUCUCUCCUGAGAGUUCGGGACUAGCAGAAAGAAGCGAGGAAAUUUCGACCGUUUGGUUCUUACGGAUAGGUAUUUAUGUAUUCGGUUUGUGUGAAUGUAAGCUAUGAUAUUUGACUUUUCAGAAAGAAUUUUUUUUUUGCAAAUGGCAUUGAAUAGUUGACCAAACCAUAAACGGUAAGAACUGCCAGUGAGGUGGAUACUACCAUUUAUGCUAUUAAAGGAUUGUUUACCUUUAAUGAUAAGUUUUAUCAUAUUGUAGAGAAGAACUUAGACUUUGUUAAAAUAACUUGAGUUUAAAAGUAGGUGAGCUAUGACUAGCCCAAUAGUAAAUAUAAGUCUGAAGAGUUUUUGUGUUUGUUUUACUAUUUCUAUUUCUUGAUUUUAAUCGGUAAGUAUGCAUAUCGAACGUCACACACAAACCAUCCUGGACGUGAACUUUUCUCCUUUGACCAGCGUGUUCACAUUGCAGAUACGAUGGGCGCGGUCACCUGCAUGACCUGUCCGAGUACGAUGCUGAGUACUCCACCUGGAACAGAGACUACCAGCUCUCUGAGGAGGAGGCACGAAUAGAGACCCUGUGUGAUGAAGAGAGAGGAAGAAUACAAGCGGCUGAGUGAAGCACUGGCAGAGGAUGGGACCUAUAACGCAGUGGGCUUCACGUACGGCAGCGACUAUUAUGACCCGUCGGAGCCCACGGAGGAGGAGGAGCCCUCCAGACAGAGAGAAAAAAAUGAGACUGAAAAUGCAGAGGAAAGUGAGGAACCUUUCGUUGCCCCCUUGGGGCUGAAUGUGCCACCGGAUGUGGAGCUGCCUCCCACAGCCAAGAUGCACGCCAUCAUCGAGCGCACGGCCAACUUCGUGUGCAAGCAGGGGGCGCAGUUCGAGAUCAUGCUGAAAGCCAAGCAGGCCCGCAACUCUCAGUUCGACUUCCUGCGCUUCGACCACUACCUCAACCCCUACUACAAGUUCAUCCAGAAGGCCAUGAAGGAGGGGCGCUACCCCGUGCUGGCGGGGAGCAAGAGCGACGAGAAACAGAAGUCCGGGGUCAGCUCUGACAACGAGGACGACGACGACGAGGAAGACGGGAACUACCUGCACCCGUCGCUCUUUGCUUCCAAGAAGUGUAACCGCCUGGAAGAGCUGAUGAAGCCUUUGAAGGUGGUGGACCCGGACCACCCCCUUGCCAUGCUGGUCCGCAAAGCCCAGGCCGACAGUCCCGCCCCCACCCCACCUGCGGCCGACGGUGCCGCCGUGCAGCCCACCCAGGCGGAAUACACCGCUGACUCGACUGUGGCCGCCGUGUACUACAGCUACUAUGUGCUGCCGGAUGGCACCUACUGCCUGGCGCCCCCCCCGCCGGGGGCCGACGUAGCCGCCUACUACGGCAGCCUGCCUGCUGGGGUGGCCGUGCCCAGCACCACCGCCCCACCGCCUCCCGGGACCACGCCACCACCGCCCCCAACCACUGCAGACGCGAGCAGUGGGGUGACCGCCACCACCAUCACCACAAGUGCCCUUGCUCCUGUGGCUGCCAUCAUCCCCCCGCCCCCCGACAUUCAGCCGGUGAUCGACAAGCUGGCUGAGUACGUGGCCAGGAACGGCCUUAAGUUUGAGAGCAGUGUCCGUGCCAAGAACGAUCAACGAUUUGAGUUCCUGCAGCCCUGGCACCAGUAUAAUGCCUACUACGAGUUUAAGAAGCAGUUCUUCCUCCAGAAAGAAGGGGGCGACAGUGCACAGGCUGUGUCAGCACCAGAGGAGGCCCCUGCAGAAUCGGCUCCUGAUAAGCCGAGUGACAUUGGGGGGGGCGUGGCUGAGGACACAGCCGAGGCGGGGGGAAGAGGCGGCUCGGGGCCGAAGAAGGAGGUGCCGUCCAGUAAAGCCGUCCUGGACGGGAAGCUCGUGAAAGCUUCAUUUGCUCCAAUAAGCUUUGCGAUCAAGGCCAAAGAGAAUGAUCUCCUUCCCUUGGAAAAAAACCGUGUUAAACUAGAUGACGACAGUGAUGAUGAUGAAGAAAGCAAAGAAGGCCAAGAAAGUUCCAGCAGCGCCCCAAGCGCUAACCUGGCAGUGACCCCGCCCUGUGCAGUGGUUGAGGAGAAGCGGCCCCCGCUUACCCAGGAGGAGCUAGAAGCAAAGCAAGCAAAGCAAAAGCUGGAGGACCGCCUGGCCGCGGCUGCCCGGGAGAAGCUGGCCCAGGCGUCGAAGGAGUCGAAGGAGAAGCAGCUGCAAGCAGAACGUAAAAGGAAAGCAGCGUUGUUUUUACAAACCUUAAAGAACCCUCUGCCAGAAGCAGACGUCGGGAAGGUUGAGGAGAACCCCUUCAGCAUAGAGGAAGCCAGUGCCGUGGCCUCGCCUCUGCGGAGUGGAGGCCGACCUCUGCCAACUUUAGACAUUAGGCCUCCGGAAGGACCCUCGAGCAAAAGCAGAGACCCGCCCAGAGACGAAGAGAAGGAGAAGAAGAAGAAAAAGCACAAAAAACGGUCUCGAACGCGGUCGCGCUCUCCCAAGUAUCAUUCGUCGUCCAAGUCCAGGUCUAGAUCUCACUCGAAGGCAAAGCACUGUCUUCCCACUGCCUAUCGGACCGCACGGCGCUCCAGGUCACGGUCACGGUCCCCUCGGAGAAGAGCUCACUCUCCCGAGAGACGGAGGGAAGAAAGAAGUGUCCCCACUGCCUACCGGAUGAGCAACAGCCCUGGGGUCAGCAGGAAGCGGACCCGGUCCAGAAGCCCGCACGAGAAGAAGAAGAAGAGGCGCUCCCGGUCGCGAACCAAGCCCAAGGCCGGGUCGCGGCCGGUGUCCCCGAGCAAGCAGGCGGCGCACCGGCACUCGGCCAGCAUCUCUCCCAUGGAGAGUCGGGGCUCCAGCCAGGAGCGCUCCAGGGGAGUUUCUCAGGAAAAAGACGGUCAGAUCUCCUCAGCAAUUGUCUCUUCUGUCCAGAGCAAGAUAACCCAGGACCUCAUGGCCAAAGUCAGAGCGAUGCUCGCAGCUUCCAAAAACAUGCAGACCAGUGCCUCCUGAGACGUGGCGGCCGGCGUCAGCAGGCCGUGGGGCCGGGCCGGGCGGGCCGAGAAGCUUGACUGCAGGGACCCUCGCAGGGCACCAUCCAGAUCCUCCCCUGGAACUACCUUGAGCAAUUGGUGGUUUUUGUAAAUUAAUUUUAGAUGACAUUUUCAGCUUAAGAUUUUUGACCAGCAGUCUCUUACCUGUAUAUUUGUAAAUAAUAUCAUGUUUCUGUGAAAAUGUAUUAUCAAAUAAAAUGAGAGGAAAACACCUUUUCUAGCUA